GUGUGUGUGGGGUGGGGGGCUCAGGGCUCAGAUACAGCUGUGCUUCAUGCUAUUGAAAGCAGUGACUUGCAUCACCAGCCCAUCAAGCCGCUUAGCCCCCUCUCAUUGUCAAGAUCUUGUUCUGAUUAAGACCCUGAAGAAAGAUUAUAGGAUUUAGACCAAUGCAGAGUUCAUACCGCAGAGCCCAUGAAUAAUGUCUGCUUUGGAGUUGCUGGCCAGUGAAGAUCAAUAGAUGCUGAUAACAGAGUUAAAUUAAGCCUCAGGUGGGUUUUCUUUUCUUUCUGUCAGAUGGAGCAGCAUGUAACCUGCCUGAUCUUUAUACCCAGUAGCUAGGGCUUAGAUUUUUGAGGGAACGCCCAGCCAGACUGUGAUUAGAGUCAGCUGUGAGGUUCUCUGCAGCUCAUUAGAGUCGCUUAUACCUUGGGGCCCUCCUGCUCAGAGUACCCUCCCAGAGAGUUCCUUAUUGCCCAGGAUAAAGCAUCCUGUGAAAACAGGGAGCUCUCGAGUCAGGAUGAGAUUUCAGCAUUCUUCAGAGACAGAGUGGUUUUGGAUCCUAGCCCUGGGGAUAGCAGAGAGUCUUCAAGUUACCUCAAGGGACCCCAGCAGCAGCCUCGGAGGAACAGGGUUCUCACAGCCAUCAGGAUUUCAACCUCUGAAGUCCUCCUUUCACUUCAGUCAGACUUGCUGUUGGCACCGACAAUCAAGAUUUUAAGUGGCCCAAGUUUGUUGUUUUACAAGCUGUUGGUGGCAGAUUCACAUAUAACGGGUUUCUGAGUGGCUGCUUCUGUGACCCCUGCAAGGCGCUGUCGUCCCUGCCAGAGUUUUCCUGGCGUCUUGCCAGGCUUCCCCGAGGCCUGUGAGGGUGGCCCUGCGGCUGCGCACAGCACUGUGUCCUGAGCACAGUCCCCGCCCGUGUGUGGCAGGGGGAUGCCAGCAGAGCCUCAACCUGUGGGCGGCCCAUGGUGUCCGGGGGGGCACCCUGGCUGCACCUCAGCUUCCUCUGCCUGCCAGGCUCAUCUCCCGCCGGGUGGCGACAGCCUCAAGGGGGCAGUUAGCUUACAGGGAGAACCUAUCCCUUUGGACUGUGUCUGGACCCCUCCACCUUGCAGAUGGAAAGAAACACAGUGGCUGAUUAGUAGCUGGAAUCCAGCAUGUGGUCUCUGGUUCGAAAUCAGGAGAAGCCACCACAGUGCGAAGCUGAUGCAGUGCACCCUGCUUGCCACAACUAGAGAAAGCCUGUGCACAGCAGCGAAGACCCAGCACGGCCAGUCAGUCAGCCGAAAACAAACAGAUGUCAAGCCGUCCAACAUCCUAGUGAACAGCCGUGGAGAGAUCAAGCUCUGUGACUUUGGGGUCAGCGGGCAGCUCAUCGACUCCAUGGCCAACUCCUUCGUGGGCACCAGGUCCUACAUGUCGCCAGAGCGACUCCAGGGGACCCAUUACUCCGUGCAGUCGGACAUCUGGAGCAUGGGGCUCUCUCUGGUUGAGAUGGCUGUCGGGAGGUAUCCCAUCCCUCCUCCAGAUGCCAAGGAGCUGGAGCUGAUGUUUGGGUGCCAGGUGGAGGGAGAUGCGGCUGAGACCCCGCCCAGGCCAAGGACCCCCGGGAGGCCCCUCAGCUCUUAUGGAAUGGACAGCCGACCUCCAAUGGCAAUUUUUGAGUUGUUGGAUUACAUAGUCAAUGAGCCUCCUCCAAAACUGCCCAGUGGAGUAUUCAGUCUGGAAUUUCAAGAUUUUGUGAAUAAAUGCUUAAUAAAAAACCCCGCAGAGAGAGCAGAUUUGAAGCAACUCAUGGUUCAUGCUUUUAUCAAGAGAUCUGAUGCUGAGGAAGUGGAUUUUGCAGGUUGGCUCUGCUCCACCAUCGGCCUUAACCAGCCCAGCACACCCACCCAUGCGGCUGGCGUCUAAGUGGUUGGGAAGCAGCAGUCCCUGCCCGGGGCAUGCCAUGUUGCUUCCGGGCAGCCUUCCCAUGCCUGUCUCUGUUCAGACGUGCAUUUCACCUGUGACAAAGGAUGAAGAACACAGCAUGUGCCAAAAUUCUAUUUGUGUCAUUUUCAAUAUUAUCAUCUUUACUCUUAUUACUAUUGUUAUUCCCCUAAGUGGAUUGGCUUUGUGCUUGGGGCUAUUUUUGUGUAUACUGAUGAUGAAAACAUGUGCAAUGUAGAAUUACAGUGAAACUCUGGUGACUGUGGGUAGUCAUUCUUACUGAAAACUGCGCUGCUUUCCCACACCGUGAACUGGCUGGUCGCCUCUAUUUUCGGGAUUCUUUGACACUUGGUGGUACUUCAUUCUUGCCAGGCAUACCUUCUAACUGAGUAGGAAGGAGCCUUGUAAGAUCCUUCACAGGCAGUGCAUGUGAAGCAUGCUUUGCUGCUAUAAAAAUGAGCAUCAGAAAGUGUGUAUCAUGUUAUUUUAUUAUGUUCUUGCUUUUGGUGUAGAAUUCAGCAAAUUUUCAUCAAAAUCUAGCCAGAGCCCUUCACUGCCAUGAUAGCUGGGGCUUCACCAGUCUGUCUACUGUGAUGAUUUGUAGACUUCUGGUUGUAUUUCUAUAUUUAUUUUUAAAUAUACCAUGUGGAUAUUUAGUGCUAUGUCUCUUUAAGUUUGGAUUAGUGUUUCUAAAAUGGUGGAGUUACUCUGAAUGUUACAAAUGGAUCAAGGCAUUAAAAUAAAUGAGAUCUACCUUUCACCAAACCCAAGUACUGAUGCUACUGUAAACAACAGUGUGUAUAGUGCCUAACAACUGUAUGAAAAUCCUUUUACCAUUUUAAUCCAGAUGUUUAACAAGCCUAAUCUCUUACUCUAAUAAAUAUACUAUCAAAUUCAAA
Messenger RNA from Bubalus bubalis (water buffalo), 2822 nucleotides. It is a transcript of the gene MAP2K1, whose product is annotated as mitogen-activated protein kinase kinase 1. Gene Ontology annotation, biological process: protein phosphorylation. Lineage: Eukaryota; Metazoa; Chordata; Mammalia; Artiodactyla; Bovidae. The record is from RefSeq and is a predicted model, not a curated record. Bases 928 to 1905 code for a protein of 325 amino acids. Gene Ontology annotation, molecular function: ATP binding; protein kinase activity. The transcript is spliced from 8 exons.